This is a messenger RNA of Onychostoma macrolepis, 1886 nucleotides long. Its product is annotated as polyglutamylase complex subunit TTLL1-like. The transcript has 2 exons. NCBI's taxonomy places the organism in Eukaryota, Metazoa, Chordata, Actinopteri, Cypriniformes, Cyprinidae. Bases 380 to 832 code for a protein of 150 amino acids. The record is from RefSeq and is a predicted model, not a curated record. Gene Ontology annotation, molecular function: ATP binding; tubulin-glutamic acid ligase activity; tubulin binding. Gene Ontology annotation, cellular component: cilium. Gene Ontology annotation, biological process: protein polyglutamylation; microtubule cytoskeleton organization.
AGCGUACUGUUUCUCAAGCGUACUGACUUUACCGAUUAGUGAUUGGCUCUUUCAUUCAGACGGGGCUUCCUGCGAUUGAGCGGCCAUAUUGAGCGUUGCAUUUUUCCCUAUUCAAAACUAUACGAGUGACAUGUCUUGGGUAUUCUAUAGUCUUUGGUUUUCUAAAAUAAAAUGAAAUAAAUGUACACAAACCAGUGUCUUUUAGUAUCACAGAGAUACUUUUAUAGAUUUUAUGCUAAUAUUUAGGGGCCAAACACUGAAGGUUCUUCUUCUUCUUGCGUUCUUGAGCCCAUAGAACCGCUUAUGAAAUUUGGCACACAGAUAGAGGACAGUCUCAACAAUAACCAUAGCAAGUUUGGAGUCUCCAACUUAUCGUCGUAUGAGCAUCCAGACCAUACGUACCGUGUUCAGCGUGGACACCGGCUACCGUCUGUCCGACGACCAGAUGGUCAAUCACUUCCCCAACCACUACGAGCUGACCAGGAAGGACCUGAUGAUCAAGAACAUCAAGCGCUACAGGAAGGAGCUGGAGAAGGAGGCCAGUCCCUUAGCCGAGAAGGACGAGAACGGGAAAUACCUCUACCUGGAUUUCGUGCCGGUGACGUUCAUGCUGCCGGCCGACUAUAACCUGUUCGUGGAGGAGAUUCGCAAGAGUCUGUCCAGCACGUGGAUCAUGAAGCCGUGUGGGAAGGCGCAGGGCAAAGGCAUCUUCCUCAUCAACAAGCUCUCUCAGAUCAAGAAAUGGUCUCACCAACGUGGCCAUCCAGAAGCACGGCGUGAGUUAGUGUGCAUAAAACCUACACUAUAUGGACAGAAGUAUUGGGACCCCUGAUCAUUACACCAACAGGAGAGAAGAUGGUCAGCUGUGAGUGUUUGCUGUGAGUUCCUGGGUGUAUGGAGCUAAGAACUGACUGCUGAUGGAAGUGGUUUUGUUUGUGAAGUAAUUAGCAAAAUCAUCAGCUGUUAAAGAGAUAGUGGGAGGUGGCAGAGCGGGACAGAGGAUAACACUUUGAAGAGUUUAUGUGUGUCUGAUGCGCUGUUGAUCUCAUUAUGAAAAAAGAAGUUUUGGCAGCAAGCUUAUCAAGCAAGCUUUGUUUCAUGUGUUGUUGACUUGUAUUUAUUUAUUGUCAUGGUUACUUUUAUUUAUUCUUUUACUCAUUUAUUCAUGUUUCCUGUUGUUGUCAGUAAAUAAAAUAUAGCCCAACUGUUUCAUUAACUUAUGCAUUAAUUCAUUACUUGAAUGAAAAUUGAGAUGUAUUCACCUUGGCUGAAUUUGUCUAGUGUGUAGUCAUGCAUAGCUAUGGCAUGUGAAAAAACUAGGGGUGUCCCCGACUAAGGAUUUUCGAAUCAUGCCGAUAGUCGACUGAUAGUCGAAUCAUAUAUUUGGGGGCGGGGCAAAUACAUUACCAAGAGUCAAGUCAGACAUUCGACAGUCAUAAAUACACAGGGAAAAUGUGUAACGAAUGGACGCCUCGCAGAUACAAACGGGGUAAAUAAUGUUUUAUGUUUUGAUUAAAAGACAGUUAACAUUAAACGUCAGCGAAACCCUUAAGAAUUCACAAAUUUUUUUUUACAAUAGUGCCGUCAUCAUAACGUUAUGUAGGCUAUAUGAUCGUAGUUAUAAUGUUCUGCAUUUCUGUUUUGAGCUGCGCGCGCUGCAGAUGACCAGUAGAAUGAAGCAUUUGAUAGCAGGUUUUUAAUCAAUUGGAUUUAACUCAUUUAUCUCACAUAGAAUACGCUUCGUUAUUUAUAUAACGUAACGUUAAUAUUACCACUUAUAGGCUAUCUGCACAAAAUGCCCCUAAUGCACAUGAACGCGUCUGCGCGGCUCUGAAUGAACUCCUUUUGUGGACGCGUUCUUCACGCAAUAACAUGCAGAAACAACU